Prinia subflava (tawny-flanked prinia) is the source of this 1758-nucleotide messenger RNA. It is a transcript of the gene MSC, whose product is annotated as musculin. Gene Ontology annotation, biological process: skeletal muscle tissue development; regulation of transcription by RNA polymerase II. Gene Ontology annotation, molecular function: protein dimerization activity; RNA polymerase II transcription regulatory region sequence-specific DNA binding; DNA-binding transcription factor activity, RNA polymerase II-specific. Bases 16 to 813 code for a protein of 265 amino acids. The record is from RefSeq and is a predicted model, not a curated record. The transcript has 2 exons. NCBI's taxonomy places the organism in Eukaryota, Metazoa, Chordata, Aves, Passeriformes, Cisticolidae.
CGCUCCGCCCGGCGGAUGGUUCGCUCCGCGGACACCCGAUAUAUAGCGCUGUCAAGGGGCGCAUCCCCCCUCUGCACCCCCCCGCGCCCCCGCCCCGGCACGGACUCUCCGCGGCGGGGCCGCCCCGCUCUGGGCCGACUCGGCUCGGCCGUCCGCCCCCGCCUGCCUGCCGCGCUGCCCGCCUCCCCCGGCCCGCCCGGGGCCAUGUCCACGGGCUCCGCCAGCGACGCGGAGGAGCUGCCCGACAUGGACCUGCGGGCGCUGCAGCUGGACUACCCGCCGCCGCCGGCCAAGCGCCAGCCCCGCGGCGAGCUCUACCCCUCGGGGGACAACUCCUCGGCGGCGGAGGAGGAGGAAGAGGAGGAAGAAGAGGAGGAAGAGGACGGCGAGGGCAGCUGCGCGGCGGGGCCGGCGGGCAGCGGCUGCAAGAGGAAACGGGCGCGGGGCGGCGGCCCCGGGGGCAAGAAGGCGGCGCCGGGGCCGCGGGGGCCGCCGCCCGAGGGGAAGCAGUCCCAGCGCAACGCGGCCAACGCGCGGGAGCGGGCGCGGAUGCGGGUGCUGAGCAAGGCGUUCUCCCGGCUGAAAACGAGCCUGCCCUGGGUGCCGCCCGACACCAAGCUCUCCAAGCUGGACACGCUGCGCCUGGCGUCCAGCUACAUCGCCCACCUCCGGCAGCUCCUGCAGGAGGACCGCUACGAGAACGGCUACGUCCAUCCCGUCAACCUGACUUGGCCGUUUGUGGUUUCAGGAAGACCUGACUCUGACACCAAAGAAGUUUCUACUGCCAGCAGAUUAUGUGGAACUACUGCAUAGUCAGACUAAAUUGAGGAUUUUUUAUUGUUGAUUUUUUUUAAUGGGUUGGAUAUUUUUAAGAGCUGUGAUUUAUCAGCUCAGGACUAGAAGAUGGGGCAACCCCCCAUCUCUAACAGUGUUAAAUUUGCCUCCCUCAUCAUUCUUUCCCCUUAGUGUUCUGAGGGCAGAUUAUUUAAAGCAGUAAAGAAUGGAGGUGGUUGAAAUGAGAGGUUUUAUGAACUGACUGCAGCAGCUGAAGUCUAAGACUUGGCUUCAUCAUUCUUACCACUGCCUGAGGACCUGCUGUUCUGAGGCUUUUAAACUAAUGGAAGAAGAAUAUAAUGAUGUAGAAUUAACAGCAUGGACCAAAGUACAAGUCUACAAACUAACCCCAAACAGUGUUAUUUGUGUUGUAAAGCAAAACGGUAUUUUAAAGUAGCUUUGAAAGUCAGAUAGAUUUAUAAUAUAUUUUGAUGGCUUUUGUAUUCAUGGGUCUGGUUUACUGCAACUAUGCAAUUAAUCAUACUUUUUUCUUUUGGGCUCUUUGAUCAGAGUUUUCUUAAAAAUGUGUAAGCGGACACAUUCUGCUUUGACCCACUGGAAUUAAAAUAAUUCCUGUGGUUAUUUCUUGAAAUGCCACGUGUAAGAAUGUGGGAUUGUCCCUAGAAAUGUGGUAGAGUUUCUGUGCCUUAAUCUGGAAGGGAAUUCUGCUCACUGUGAGGCCAGGGUGCAUGUGUUGUAAAGGAUGUGUAUGUAUGAUGCUGCAAAAUAACAAGAAGUCACAGUGUUUAAAAUAUUUUUCCUGUACUGUUAUGCUUAUCAUUGAGAAGUUUACUCUCAAAAGAGUUAGCGUGUCAUUUCCUUACAGAUUCAAAUGUUGUAAUAAAGGAGAAUGCCAUCAAAUAAGUUGCAAAUGUAAAUAACUCUAUUUUUUUAUAAAUUACAUUAAAAGCUUGGUUACAAUUA